AUGUCCAUGCUUUUGCGUGUGGCCGAGUAUUUUACUCCAGUUCUUAAGGAAUCAAAGUUUAGGGAAACUGGUGUUCUCACUCCUGAAGAGUUUGUAGCUGCUGGUGAACACCUGGUUCAUCAUUGUCCUACGUGGAAAUGGCAAUCUGGUGAUAAGUCCAAAGCAAAGGAUUUUCUGCCAAAUGAAAAACAAUUUUUGGUUACUAAAAAUGUGCCAUGCUUUAAGCGCUACAAAGAUGUAGAGUCGAUGAAAUUUCACGAGUAUCUGAUUGAUGAAAAUGACGGAGAAGGUGGCUGGGUUGAUACUCAUUAUUUCAAUGACGCCAAAGAAGCCGAUGACGAAGUGACUCUGGGUGAAGAAGCAAAGGAAGUUGAAGCUUUUGCUCAAAGUAAACCCACUCCCACCGUUGAAGAUGAUGGCGAUGAUAGUGAAGCUGAAGACAUUGAAAGCUUUGUGAACGAACGACUCGAUGACGAGAACGACGAGGCUGCAAUUGAUAUCACAAAGAUUUCAGAGAAUUUGAACAAGCUCAACGUCGAGGGGAAACCGUCUUCUGAAGAGAGUGGCGUCGUGAAGACGCGCACUUACGAUUUGUACAUCACCUAUGACAAGUAUUACCAGACUCCCAGGCUUUGGCUAGUAGGCUACGAUGAGCACAACAAACCUCUUACAAUUGAAGAGAUGUACGAGGACAUCAGCCAAGAUCACGCAAAGAAAACGGUAACCAUGGAAUGGCAUCCCCACAUUCCCGGAAUGAUGGCUUCAGUGCAUCCUUGCAGACAUGCUGAGAUGAUGAAGAAAAUCAUGAGGACGAUGGGAGACAAUGGCAAAGAGCUAGAGGUCUACAACUACCUUAUCAUUUUUCUCAAGUUCGUCCAAUCUGUUAUUCCAACCAUCACCUAUGAUUACACCCAGAACUUUUCGAUGUAA
This is a messenger RNA of Rhagoletis zephyria (snowberry fruit fly), 930 nucleotides long. The record is from RefSeq and is a predicted model, not a curated record. Lineage: Eukaryota; Metazoa; Arthropoda; Insecta; Diptera; Tephritidae.